UUCCAGUCCUUCUCCAGCUUGACUUCCAGCUGCUGUCACAUUCCUCUACACGUCGCAAUUGGCCGGCCGAGGCUGCCUGUUUUUUUUUGUUUUUUUUGUGUGUGUAUAUUUGCCGUGCGAGCCUGUGUGUGUCAUUGCGGUUGUGUGUGUAAGCAUGAAUUAGGAUGGAAAGUCUUUUACAGGUCGCCCAUGCUACAAAGGGAAUGUUUCUGCUGUCAAGGAAAGGACUAUAAUUGCUGCGGGAGUUUUGGGGGAUCCGCAAAGUUGAAUCUGGAUCAUCGAGCGGCUGGAUUCUGUUCUGCAUGAUGACGGAAGUGGCCUGUCCAGCUUUAAUCAUGGACUCUGAGAUGAUGUCACAACCAGAGUCGGAUCAGAUUCCUCCAGAUGAGCACAAGUCGGCACCCCUGGAUCUGAUUGACACAGGGAAGGGUCUCAAGGUCCAAACGGCCACCCCUCAUCUGGUUAGCCUGGGUAGCGGCAGACUAAGUGUGGCCAUUACCUUGCUGCCACUCAAAGAAGGCGUGACCCGCAUAGGGCGAGAAGAUGCCCCAAUUCCUCAAGAUAUCACCAUCCAGGGUCCUGGAAUCCAAGCCGAACACUGCCUCAUCUUCAAUGAAGGCGGUGUAGUUACCCUGGAUCCCCGCGGUCACCUGUGCAGUCUCGAUGGGGUUCAGGUCACGGUGCCAACCCCACUCACACAGGGUUAUUCCCUGUGUCUCGGCAAGUCCUACUUCUUCCGGUUCAACCAUCCCGAGGAGGCAAGCAGAAUGAAGAGCAUGCUCCCACAAAAGAGCCCCGUCUCCGCCCUGGCAUAUAAUACAGACUAUCUGAAGUUCAGCAGCGAUUAUAGCCGCGCUGUGGUCGGCGGGACCAGCAGCACACGGGGCAUGCGCUCAGCCUCCGAGCUCCGCGAUUUGAUGGACACCCUGCAGCGCAAGAAGAAAGCGCUGGAAAACAGCCUGAGGGCCAACGGGAAUACCAACCCGUCAUACUUCAGCGUGACGCAGUCUCCGCCCACCACACCCAUCACAUCGCUCUCCUCGUCAUCAGCUUAUCAGGAUCAGGCGCGACGUUUCUAUGGUGCGGAUCGUCCCCCCGCGUCGACGAAAUCUGCGCCCCCUCCUUCGCCAUCUCGACGUUCGGACCAUUCCUCUCUGCUCUCACGUUCCUCCAUCACUCGCAACCAGGACAACUUGGGCACCAGUGAGAGCCGACGUCUCCAUCACCCAGGCUCUUCGCCAUUAUUGUCAACGUGGCACGGCAGGGGCUCAUCAACGUCUGUAUCUGCUGGUGAUAGCUUACUGCUUUCGCUUCCUCCCGCCUCUUCCUCAUCCCGCCCGCCAUCGAACGGGGGCGCCGUCAGCAUGCCUUCGAGCCCCCGUCUCGGGCGACGCAGCUACGGCAACCAAGAAGCCGCACCGAGCGGUCGAACGAGGAAAUAUUCCGCCGGUUCUCUCAAUGGUCCGGUGGGAAUCGGGCACAGCCGCUCGCUGCCUCGCCUCUGCCCGUCCCCAGCGCCCCGAGACAACAACAAUGGCAUCCUGACAUUAUCCACCUUGCAGCCGCAUCGCUCUGACACUCACAAACUGAGCAAGGACCAUCACAACAACAACUUGAACACCAGGCUAGACCUCAACCACAACUCCAGUAACUCCAGUCGGCAGCUCUCAAAUAGGAAUCAGGUCCAUACCACAACUCAAGGGGAGGGCCUCGUGUCUAUCUCGCUCUCCUCCCUCAAGCUGCCCUCCUGCAACGGCGUCACUUCCUCCGCGGCAUCCCCGCCUGACGUCACAAUCCCAUCCAAGACGGGAGGGUCGUCGUCGCCUCGCGUGGCCAAGAAACUCAGCCUGACUUCCACGAGCUCGGUGGGCUCCAUCAGCUCCACGAGCACCGGCGCCCCUGAACUAGAGCUGCCGUUCGGGGAAAGGGCGAAACCUUGGGUGGACCCGGAACCGACCCUUGGCUUUGGACGCAGCGAGAGUAGGUCAUCGUUCGGGAAAGCAGGAGUGACCCCGCCGGGUGGCUUUCGGGAAAGACGGGGGAGCAUCAGCUCAUUGAAUGGGAAGGAGGAACUGAGCGGCUACCAUCAUCAUCAAAAGGAGGAGCGACUCCGUGAGCAGGAGGUGGAGAGACUGGAACGGCAGCGUCUCGAGACCAUCUUGUCCCUGUGCUCCGAGCUCGACCAGGAUGGCGGAGGCUCGGUUACAAAUCCAGCAACUGCUGUGGCAGACCUCCAAAAGAUCAACCAGGAGCUGCAGAAGCUCCAGCUGAAUGACGACGACGACGACACGGCCUCGGUUUUCUCUGGCUCCUCGCUCCUUAACGGCUCCGCAGGGAACGGACUUAUUCCGGAGAACGGCUACUUCGAUACAGACCUACCGGUCCGACAGAGACGCAGUAGUUGUACUCGAGACAGCAGGGCAGAAUCGCCGGCUGUCAGUCUGCGCAGCUUCGCCCCAUCGCCCUCGCCUCAGAUAAACGAGGCACGCGACGAUGCGGUCCACCGCUUCGGACAGGAAGCCAGGCCCUCGGAGGAGGAAAUGAGGAAAGUGGAGGAGGAGAGGAUUCAAGUCCUAAACAACAUGGAGCAGCUUGAGCAGAAAAUUAAAGAGCUGGACAACCAGAUGGAGGAGUCUGCCCGAGAGGUGGAGGUAGAACGAGCUCUCGUUGAGGCGGAGCAGGAGUCCGAGUUAGCUGCCCUCCAGCAGGAAAAAGAGGCCCUGGAUACACUUCACAACAAGAUCGCUGACAUGGAGGCCAAAUCUCAGCAUGAAAAAGACAAGGCGUGCGAGUUGCUGCAGGCAGAAAAGGGCAGAGUAGAGAGAUUGGCUCAGAUUGUGUAUGAGCAGCGCUCCCAGCUGGACAGCUGCCCCGAGGCCACCAAGGAGCCCCUGCAGGAGCAGCUAGCCAGGGACUGCGAGGUACUUGAGACAGAAACAAAGCGCUUUGAGGACCUGGAGUUCCAGCAGCUGGAGAGAGAGAGCAGGCAGGACGAGGAGAAGGAGACCCAGACACAAGAACUUCUCCGAGAGAUCGCCGACUAUCAACGGAGCACCGUGACCCGCAAGGAGCGACUGUUGAUUCUGAAGAAGCAGGAGGCAGAGAUUACUCAACAGGCUGAGCGAGAGAAAGAAAGCUUCCUGAAGGAGAGGAGCAAUCUUGAAGCAAUGUUACAAAGGGAGAAAGAAAAUCUUGCGCCUCUUGAUCGAAAAUAUGCUGACCUUACUGGUGGCCAAACCUACACGCUCAGGGAGCAUUUCCGGCUGCUGGAGGAAAGGAAGCGCUCUGACAAAGAUGGCGGACCGCAUCUCAGUGACACGUUACCCAGGAAGAAAGCGACAUCGGCCACGAUGCCCCAGUACUCCAGUGCAACACUUGGACGGAGUUUCCCAACAAAGGCCCAUCCACCGUUGGUGCAGAGCACGAGCUGUGGCAGCAUUCUUCCCAGAAUUCUCUCCUUAUCCAGCAAGGAAACGGAAAGCAGACGCCUGCAAAAAGGUCAUCCGAGCUCUCGAGCGUCAUCCCAGACGAACGUCUACCUCAACGCCUUCGACUACCGUGACAACCAAUCCUUUGACACAAUGAGCGUGGAUAGCACGGACUCCAUUGAAACAAGCAUCUCUGCAUGCUCUCCUGACAAUAUCUCCAGUGCGAGUACGUCAAAUGUAGCCAAGUUAGAGGAGAUGGAGCGUCUGCUGAGAGAAGCCCAGGCAGAAAAGAACCGACUCCUUGAGCACAAGGAGCGAGAGAUGGAAAUUCGAAAGCAAGCGCUGGACGAGGAGAAGAAGAGGCGGGAGGAACUGGAGAAGUUGCUCCAGGAGGAGACCAGCAGGCGGCAGAAGCUCAUCGACCGUGAGGUGAAACUACGAGAGAAGCAGCGAGUGCAGUCCCGACCACUCACACGGUACCUCCCGGUGCGAAAGGACGAUUUUGACCUGCGGGCUCACAUUGAGUCGGCCGGCCACAGCGCCGACACGUGCUUCCACUUAUCCAUCUCUGAAAAGACAUGCAGAGGUUACCUGAUCAAGAUGGGCGGCAAGAUCAAGACCUGGAAAAAGCGCUGGUUCGUCUUUGACCGCAAUCGACGGACGCUCUCCUACUAUGCGGACAAACACGAAGCCAAGCUGAAAGGCGUCAUCUACUUCCAAGCCAUUGAAGAAGUGUAUUAUGACCACCUGAAGAAUGCACAUAAGAGCCCCAACCCCUCCCUCACCUUCAGCGUCAAGACUCACGACAGGGUCUACUACAUGGUGGCCCCUUCCCCUGAAGCCAUGAGGAUCUGGAUGGACGUCAUCGUUACAGGCGCUGAAGGAUACACGCAAUUCAUGUUGUAGCCAAGCGGAAUGAGCACCUCAAAACGCCUUGGUGGCUUUUUUUCCCAACCCAGAGGUUGGGGGUUCGAUCUCUGGCCAUCGCGACCUUGUCCAAGUGUCACCAGUCGGUCAAUGAGGAAACAUUGUUACACGCAGUUCGACAAGCGCGAUGCGAGUGGCAGCCCAUUGAGAGCGCUUACUUUUUUGAAGACUAUAUUGUUAUUUUAGUAGGGGAACAUGUAUCUAUCUGUUCGACCUGGACAACUAUCUGACAGCACCUCCGAUUUACCUGUUAGGUACAUUUAACGUGCCUCGUUACUAAAGGACAAACACAAAUGAGAACAAUCAAAGGCUUUUUCGUCUUAACUGUGCAGUCGAUCCGACACUACCUCUUUUUCAUGUUGGGGUUAAAUACCGAGGAAGCAAGCACACUGCAUUCGUAACCGUCGCAUCACGGACUCAGAAAAUGAUAGUUGGAGUGAGAAUGUUAUCUUUUUUGCCAAAGCCAUGAAUAUUGCAUGUACAUUGCGACUUUUUCAGCAAAGCCUGAUCGUUUGGCUUUGUACUCUUUUCCUCAGGUUUUAGUCAUGUGCAUGCAUGCGUCCUGUUUGUCAUGGAAACGUGUGAUCCAAAGGGACUUGUUUUGUGUCUGUAUGCGCACUCGUAAACGGCGCUCAUGCAGCUCACGGUGCUUCCCAAGUACUGAUCAACACAAACGACGCAGACGCAGUUUUCACACUGCCGCCCAGGAUGAAAGAAGGCCCGCAAAUAAAGCGCACCCCGGCCGUUCAAAGACCGAUACCUCAAAGCCAGAAGUGAUUUUAAAAGUACAGUUGCAGUCACUGAUCAACAUUCGGAUGGCUUUUUGUUUAUGCAUAGACAGCAGUAUAUAUUUUUCACAACACUGUUUCUGUAGACUCUGUGCCACAUUGCCUGUGCUGACAAAACAUAAUUGUGGCAAGAGUGCUGCCUCCACUCUGAGGUUUAAGGGGCCCGGAGAGCGAGGGGGAAGGGGGAAUAUAAAGAGGGACAUAUAUGAACCGGCGUACAUGCUGCUGAAUAUUGUGCUUUAGUACACUUGCUUUUACAGUAUUGAUUUGCUUUAAUUUGGAUUAAUUUAAUGCCGUUUUGUUUUUUUAUACAGCGCACCCGCUUUAGAGCUCAAUAUCUAACAGUUUGUCAUUGCAAAUUUCUCCCUUGUGAGACAAUAAAGGUUUUCUUAUCUUAUCUAACCCUGAGCAAUAUCGCUGCAUCGAUGUCAACCUUUUUCGUGCAAUUCUUGACCAAAGUUCACGUCCGUGUUGUAUGACCCAGGUCAAGUUCAUUAUUUCUUUGCUGUGCCUUUUUGGAUGACAAUGUUUGGUUGUCAGUUCCAAGCACAAAUCAGCGCUCCUGUCACUUUGUGGAGUUACGAUAUUGUCACCCUUUGAAAAGAAUGGCCAAAGUCGUAUUUUUGGCCCGUAUCAUCUCAGGAUGCCGGGGGGGAAACAGCGCAUUGAUUUCUACCUCUGAAAUGACAUUUUGAAGAAAUACAAUCAGGAUUUGAUUAAGUUUUUCGUGUUUGAAAGAAAGAAAACUACUUUGGCCUUUAUUUUAGGAAGGUGGCGAUGUCUUUGCAUGGUUGUUAAUUUUUAUAUAAAUAAUAAACACCUCGUUUUCUUCUUCACGA
Hippocampus comes (tiger tail seahorse) is the source of this 5982-nucleotide messenger RNA. It is a transcript of the gene phldb2b, whose product is annotated as pleckstrin homology-like domain, family B, member 2b. The record is from RefSeq and is a predicted model, not a curated record. NCBI's taxonomy places the organism in Eukaryota, Metazoa, Chordata, Actinopteri, Syngnathiformes, Syngnathidae. Gene Ontology annotation, molecular function: protein binding. Gene Ontology annotation, cellular component: basal cortex. The coding region runs from base 303 to 4334 and encodes 1343 amino acids. The transcript is spliced from 24 exons. Gene Ontology annotation, biological process: regulation of microtubule cytoskeleton organization.